Tyto alba (common barn owl) is the source of this 8108-nucleotide messenger RNA. RefSeq names its product RAD51 paralog B (gene RAD51B). Bases 623 to 1873 code for a protein of 416 amino acids. Gene Ontology annotation, molecular function: ATP-dependent DNA damage sensor activity; ATP hydrolysis activity; DNA binding. The transcript is spliced from 12 exons. NCBI's taxonomy places the organism in Eukaryota, Metazoa, Chordata, Aves, Strigiformes, Tytonidae. The record is from RefSeq and is a predicted model, not a curated record. Gene Ontology annotation, biological process: double-strand break repair via homologous recombination. Gene Ontology annotation, cellular component: Rad51B-Rad51C-Rad51D-XRCC2 complex.
AGCGAGGUUUCGGGUGCCCGCGGAGCUGCCGGGGGGGGGAAAGGGAGGCCGGGCCGGGCCGGGGCUCCGGCUGCGGGCGCAGCCCCCGGGCUCCGGACCGAUGGGUCGGACGGGCGCCUGAGUGACCUGAGCUGGGCGGCGGGGUCGUUAAGUUCAUCUCCUCACUGGGACGGAGCGGCGGCGUCACCGCCUGCGGGGCCGGGGCCGUAUACACGUGUGUGUUUCUGCCCCCCACGCGUGUCCUUACCCACCUGCCCGGGCCGGGGCCGUGAUGGUUUCGGUCACGAAAGCAGCGGCCGGGGGUUUGUGCCUGGGCUUUUGUUGGGCUGCAGCAGUGCGCGGUGUACGCACAAACCCAGAAACCGCCAUAAUGCUCGAGGCAGGGCGUGCGGGCUGUGUGGUAAAAGGUCGUUAAUGUAGCUGGUAACUGGAAAGGCGCUGGACUCGGCAAACCUCCCGUUUUCCUCCUGUCUCGAGCGUUUUGUGGAGGGGGCGAUCGUCUUGUGAAGGUGCAGAGGCCUGUGCAUCUGCAAAAGUUGUAGUUAGUUCACAUUAUUUAAAAACAUUUUUAUUUUGCAUAAACUUCUGGAUAAAUAAAUACCAUGAAUAUCACCUAAAUAAUAUGUGUGGCAACAGCUACGUGCUCAAACAAACAUACAGAUUGGGAAGCAUGGCUGCUAAAAAAUUAAGAAGAGCAAGGUUGUCUCAGGAGCUGUGUGAAAGGCUGAGUCGUUAUCAGAUCACUACCUGUCAGGACUUUUUAUGUCUUUCCUUCUUGGAGCUAAUGAAGGUGACAGGACAGAGCUACUAUGAUGUGCAGAAGCUGCUUUGUAAAGUUAGCCAAGCUUGUGCUCCCAAAAUGCAGACAGCUUAUGAAAUGAAACUGAGGAAGUCUGUCAAUCCCUCUUCAGCCUUUUUAUCUACCACAUUGCAUAGUUUGGAUAAAGUCUUGCGUGGCGGAGUGCCCUGUGGAUCCCUCACAGAGAUAACUAGCCCACCAGGUUGUGGCAAAACUCAAUUUUGUAUUAUGGUGAGUGUUCUGGCUACACUGCCUGUAGGCAUGGGAGGACUAGAUGGGGCUGUUAUAUACAUUGACACAGAGUCUGCAUUCAGUGCUGAAAGGUUGAUUGAGAUAGCAGGAAGCAGAUUCCCAGAUUAUUUUGACUCAGAUGAAAAGCUGUUCUGCAUGACCCGUAGCAUUCACCUGUAUCGAGAGCUGACUUGUGGCAGUGUACUGAAGAGGAUUAUGUCUUUGGAAGAAGAAAUUAUUUCAAAGAAAGUUAAACUCAUAAUAAUGGAUUCUGUUGCUUCAGUUGUCAGAAAGGAGUUUGACACAAAGCUCCAAGGCAACCUGGCAGAGAGAAGUAACUUUUUGGCUAGAGGAGCAUCAGUGUUGAAGUAUCUGGCAGAGGAGUUCUCAAUACCAGUUAUCUUGACGAAUCAGAUUACCACAUCGUUGAGCAAUGGCCUUGCCAUCCAGGCAGACCUGGUGUCUCCAGCUGAUGAUUUGUCCCUGUCUGAAGAAGCUUCUGGAAGUGGGAAGAGGGAAUCUGCUUAUGUGACAGCAGCCCUUGGCAACACAUGGAGUCACAGCGUCAACACCAGGCUCAUACUACAAUAUCAUGACUUGCCAACAAGACAGCUCCUGGUGGCUAAAUCCCCUGUUGCUCCGUUCUCCUCUUUUUUCUACACCAUUGAGAAAUCAGGCUUGGUUCUUCAAGAUGAAAAGGAUCAAACAAAUUUAACCUGGGAAGGAACCAAUCCUGCCCUGCAGACCAUACGAGUGAGGAACACUGCCUUGAAAGAUACUUUACUCGAUGCUGCUUUACCCAGCACUACUGACCUGCAGACCGUGUACAGUUUGAAGGGCUGACUUCCUCCCUGUGGUGCAGUGCGUGCAAGCAAAACAAGGUGUUCCUGCUAUCUGAGAAAGCAUAAUCUCUGCAUCAGUAAGUCAUAAAAAAGGGGCACUUCCUAAGCCUGUGAGGGCUCCCCAUAUCGGCUUUCGGUUUGUUUGGGUUUUUUGAAUGUCCAGGCUGCCGUGCAAGUCCCCCUCUUUGUCAAGCGUUGCUUAAUACAACCUCCGACCAAACUUGCUGAGAACACCUCAGUCAGUGAGAUAACAAACCUGCAGACUGACUCGAACGGCAGAGUGAUCUGGAGAGAGUAAAGUACAGGCAGCUGUGGGCAACAGGAAAUCCAGCACUAAUAAAUAAAAUGUCUUAUAGCCAGAAAGGGGAAAUAAACAGCAGCAGCAUAAACUGAGAGGACAGAAGAGAGGAACACAGCAUAACGGUGGCACGGGAAUCGCUGCGUUACAGUGAGCUUAUUUUUACAGAAUGUUGUCCCGGUUUGUUAUGUGUUCAGACUGCAAAAAUAAAGUGGGGGAGUGGGACGACUGCUCAAAGAGAGGGUCUCUAUCAGAAGAAGUUGUCAACAACCACUGUAAUUAAGGAAGCAGCCAGAGCACACACAACCUGAACCGCCGCCAAAGUGAAAUGAAAGCGUUUUUUGUUUGCAGCCGUAGCCCUGAAGGAUAGUAAGAGAUGGUUCUACCAUGCCAAGUGAGGAGCUGCAGGGACACCAUUUCUAGAUGGCAAAUGCCCUGCUCCCAUCUUUCCAAAAUUACAUGCCAUGGGGAGGCAGCAAGCUACUCUCUUCCUACAUGCGCUUUCGAAGCACGUGCCCACACCCCCCGCCUGGCUGCAGCAGCCGCCUCGGGGGGCUGGCCAGCAGGCAGGUGAGCCCCCAACCACCACGGUAACGCUGGAGGGGGCACCGCCUGGGCUCUGCCCCCCAGCCUGGAGACUUGGUCCAGGCUGCCAAAUCAGCAGCCCUUCAUUUUCCCCCCUUGCACUCAGCCGUGGGUAGCGCCACGGCCCCACGGCGUUGCCGCCACCAGUGGGAGCUGCCGCAUUCAGAAGAGCUGCACCCCACUCUCCCCCCCCCCCCCCGAGGGUGGCUGCAUUUCGGAGGCUCGCCGGUGCCUCGGCGAGGAGGUUUGUGCACGGCGUGCCCAAACGGUGCCCUUCGUGCUCCUGGUAGCAUCCUUCACCUGGCGCAGCCGCAUGGCCUGCGCCCGUGCGGAGGCGGGCACUGGGGAGCGGCGGGCGGGCUGGCAGAGCCGAGGGGGUGGGCACGGACCUUCCCCGCCACGGGACAGCAUCAUGGGGCUUCCACCGGGGGCUGCCGAGACCUGUGUGCAGGUUCAAGCGAAGGGAAAGAAGUCAUUCACAAAUUGCAUGCAUAUUUCUGGAUUCAUUCACUGAGUGGCGUUUCCCUUUCAUCCUCCCCCCCGAGCCCUGUGCACAUUGCUGGCAUUCUCUCCCAAUCCCAUAUAAUAAUUCCCAGGUCUCCGCAAGCCGCUGCCUGCCAGUGGAGCCCACGGUCACUGGACCGCCAGCCCGGUCACAUGAAAAGUUACAUGCAAAGGUUUAACACUUUCUCCUGACCCCAGCCCCAUUCCCGUGAGUCCCCUGCAGUGUUUUCCUAAUCGGGUCCCAGGGAAGCUUUGCGCCGGGCAGGGUGCUAAGAAGGUGGCUAUUUAGCUGCAGCAUUUCCAGAGUCUUUGAGCUCUCUCUUAAGCUGUAAAUACAAGCAGUGGAGCCAGGUGAGUGUCUGACCAGGCUGCCAUUUAGACCUGAAGAAAAAAAAAAAAAGAACUGCUGCUUUCCAACCAAAUCCAUAUUGCUGUUACCCCACUUUCUCUAGCCCAACAGCUGUACUAAUGGUUAAUUGCUUCACCAGGGUAUGGAAAUCACUUCUUAAAGCCUGUAUACGGAGUACACAGUAACGACCCAGUAUAAUUUUAACCUUCACUGGACAUUGCCAGUAUGUAUUACUAGCAAAUCAAAAAGAAAGUACAGUCCUUUCCCUAAAGCCUUCCAUUACCAAAUUCUAGAUGAUAGCGCAGGUAUUUUAAUACAUCACACAACCUGUGAAAGUAACAAACUAUUUUAUUUUGCAUCCCUCCUACCUGUGAGACAUCAGAGAAAACACGUGCUUUGGAGAAUCUCAAAUGGAAGUGAUUUUUUAUCAAAUAUAGAUGAAAAGCAAAAAUGUUCAGAAGCUGUUUCUGAUAUAUAGGCAGUGACAGUCAUUUCCUUGCUAUUGCUCUAACAUGAGGGAGUGCAGGAAUCUCACACAGAAACAGUUCUUGUUCUCCACCUGAUGCUUCCAUGUAGGAUUUCACGCACGUGACAGAGUAUGAUUCAUGAAUUGCAGCUCGGCUUUGGGAAGCAUGGGAAUUGUGUCGGGCUCUCAGGGCCCACUGUUCACCUGCAUUUCCCGUGGCCCACAGAAAGACAUGCACUUCACCUUUGAGCCAAACAGUUGGAUAAUCAAACCGAGCAUUUAGAUUCAGUUUUGGUUCUUUUUUUUGGAGGGGAAGGGGCAGGCUGGUUAUGAACUCCAACCUACAUAUGCAUUUUUGUGGGUUUAAGUGGAAAGACCGUGGCAAAGUUUGCAGUUACAGUCUAUUGUUCUGUUUUAAGCUCCAUCACUACCAACAUAACUUUCAAAAACAACAACAAAUUACAGUAUUUUUCAAAUUCUCUGCUUUGCUCAUGAAUUCAAAAGUGUAAGCCUGUUCUGCUUGACUGUCUGGCUGUUUGAUUGUUGCUUUAUAUUUUGUUACACUGUUUAAUUCUUAAUCGUAAGCCUCCAAAAUCAUGAAAUCUGAGUUCUAGUCUCAGUUUCUACAUUCUAAGUACUGAAAAGUGGCUUGUCUAACUUCCUAGUAUAUAUGAUGAUUAACGUACUUUGCUUAAAUUGUGUAUUUCCGACUCAAUCCAAACAGGAGACUUGAGAAAUCCUGCUUCUCCCAGAUACCUGAGUAAUACAGGAAUGACUUUUCUCACUGAAAAGCAUUAACAAAAUACAUGCAUGAAUACUGGGGUUUAAUCAGCUGGUGCUGCCUGUUGAUUUAAAGGAAAAAUGUAUUUAUCCCAGCAGGAAGGAUUCAGACUACCAGUGAGAAUGGAGAUAGGUCUGAGCAGCCAGAUGGUAACAGGUAUGUAGAAGAAAAUACGAGUCAGUGAUGUCUGUGUUGGGAUCUGCUGACAUUGCCCACCCUGUUGCAUGAUGGCCAGGAGAUCAGCGAGGAGGAUUUUCCAUUUCUGGAAGGUGCAGUGAAACAGGGGAGCCCAGUGAUCACUGAAUUGUCUUUCUUCCUAAGAGGUAUCGUCUUCAGGAUACCGCUUGACAUUCAUUCAGUCAAAUAUUUUGACAGUUUGAACAAACAAGCAGAAAAUGGUUUUGAUGUUUGGCCCCGGUGGGCCAUCUGUGAAGAAUAAUAAGUAGCGCAACAUGUGCCAUGUCUCUUAAAUACCCUUCCUUGCCAGAAACAUAUGUAGCAUGUUUCCCAGGCUGUGGAAAGGGUUAUUGUUCCCAAUCCACCAAGUCACCUUUCUCCCUCCACACACCCCUCAGCAUCCCCAGCCCCGCAGUGGGCUGGGGUGAAAGGAAACUUCCCUCUGAAUUACUGUGUUGGUGCCUGUCCGGGGGGGCAGAGGGUGCCCGUGCACGCAGCACGUUAUGUUGUGCAUGUUUCUGAGAAGUAUUUGCAGUCACGGCAGUGGCACGGGAGAGGAGGAGCGAGCCGAGGCAGUGCGUACGCGGGCCCGGAGGAGUCCUUGCCUGCGGUUCCGCUGCGGGUUGGAGAAGGGCGAUGAGCAUUUGGGUCAGAGCCCGUGGGGCAGCCCCGGCUGGGGUGGGAGGAGUCACGCUGCAAGGCCACCAUGCUUGAACGUGGCCGCUUUUACAGUACCGCCCUGGGUACAAAGCCUACUUGUGUGGGGCACGUCCCGCCGUGCGUCACGCUUUGGUUGUCAGCGGCAGUCAUGGGUUCCUGGGGGGGUGACACAAUAACCCCUUUAUGCUUAAGAGAAUAGCGGGGGAAUUGCGGGAGGCCGUUGGAAGCGCAGCGGUGAAGAAGGGGUUUGGCUUUGGUCCGUCCCUGAAGGUGAGGUGCCCAGGCAGUCGCUGGGCUGCCCCGGCGUGCUCAGAGGAGCCCGCGCGUAAAGCAUCAGCGGAGGUGAAGGCGGGAUUUUGGGGUUCCAGAUGGGGGGAACACCCAAGGAAGAUCCUGUGUUACCUCUGGUAACAACGUGAUAAAACUGAUGAUUGAGGGUAGAGUUUUACAGCAGCUCACACUAAAGUCGGGGCUGCCACAGUCUCAUCACACCCCCACUGCCUUUAACACCAGUGCAGCCACGCGGGGAAUCGGCUCAAAGAGCUGAUCUGGCUGGAAAAUAAACUAGCUCUUUCUAUUAAAAAAAAAAAAAAAAGAAAAAAGAAAAAAAAAAAAAGUAUUUGUUUUACUAGAAUGUCUCAAAGUUUCAAUGAAAGAGAACUGGACAAAUAAAAAUACUAGGAAUUUAAAACAGCCAAAACAGAAAGAAAUUUAAAAAAAAAUACUAAUACGACAUUUUAAAAUAAAAGCUAGUUAAGUCUUUCUUACUGUAUCCAUCACUGUCUCCUUUGCCAGCCCCUCAGCCAUCCACUCCACAAAGCAGUAAGCAAUUCAGAUAUGCUAAGCAAAGCUGCUCUGAAUAUGGCUUUUAGCCUAAGAAGCCAAAGCCUUAUCCAGUUCCCAUGCUUUUGCAUCAGGAAAGUUUCCUCCAACACUAAUAGACAUAAGAUUGGAUUGCAGAACAACCACGUAACUUUUGACCAAAAAGUGAAGCUUUUCUAAAGCACUGAUAAAAGAUUCGUGCAGAAGAACAUGGAAACUGACUGGAGCAGUUGCAUUGCUAAAUACGUUUCAAGCAAACAUAAUUUUUGGACCCACACUCAUUCUCACUAGUGAUACGUGCUCUAAGGGGAAAAUACAAACUAAACAUUUUUUUUAAAGGAAAAAAGCAUUUAUAAUUUCUUUGUUAUGGAUGUACAAAAAGACUCCCCCUCUGCUGCUGGGAAAACCAGUUCCUGCUCCAUAAGCAUUGAAGCAUAUCCUAAUUUUUAGAAAGCAUUUGUUAGGCAAAACAGGUUAUUUUUUACGAUGCUUUCUUUUUUUGCAAUUGGAGUCUUUCUCUUGAUGCCAGCUGCUUUAGUUGUAGGUAUCUUCUGGGAGGUGGUGUCUGUCAGUAGGUCCCACGUGGGUGUCCCCUUGGCUAUCUCUCAUAGCCGCCCUUCUAUAAAUCACAGCAUAUUAAAAAAAAAGGGGAUAACACUGACAUGUGAACUAAUCCCCACAUCAAAGAGAGCAACUCUCCCUCCUCUAAACACCCGCCCCCCUCUUCUGCUGGGAAAAGUCUAAUGCCUAGAAGGUGAUUUACACAAAACUUCAUCCCAGUUGUUAGGAAACUUGCAGUGCUGCUUACUUGCCAACUGCAGAAGAAACCUGGGAAUCAGGGUAACCACAAUAGCUAGCCUGCAGCUUCCAGCAUUUGGCAAUUCAGGAGAGAAAAAAAAAACAAUUGGCUUGUUGCAGCAAACUUGUGUAUAUGUUGAUUGCAUGGCAGGAUAGGCAUGUAUAUAGACAGAUGUAAACGUGACUGGUAAUGUGGGUCUGUAUGGGCACAUAUAUAUCUGCAUGUGACUACAAGUACUUGUAUAGGCACAGGAGUACCUGUCGUAACACAUACACGAGCACACACAGAUGCCUGCACAAGUAUGUCUCUAUCUCCUGGGAGCAAAAAGAGCCAACAGGAAAUAUAUGUGAAAAACAUAAGCCCAUGUGGGCAUACAACUGUGCAUGAGGUGUCCUAGGCAUAGAGAGGGCUAGCUAUCUGUAGCAUAUGCUCUCUUAAAGUAUUCAGUCCUGCUGUAGGCCUCUUUUUGAGCUAAUGAUUCAAAUGCUAGGAAUAUAUGAAUAAGGGGAAUACUUCUAUUAUAAGACAGGUGCAAAUGCUCCCUGUGCACUGACUAAGCACACAAGAUACUUCCAAAUAAUUGACUAUCUCUGGAAUGCAACUGAAGGGAGGAAAAAAUACCUCUGUCUGGCUAAGUAACUCUUUUUCCAAAUCAGCACUGUCUGUGCCUGUGCCAGGCACACUCCUUCAGAGGUACCAACAAAGCGUACAUAGCAUGGACAAAAAUUAUACUGGCAGUUCUGUGUUUGUAAUUAAGAAGCAAAAAUACUGACCCUAUGUGAAAUUAGUUGUAUU